Messenger RNA from Geodia barretti, 519 nucleotides. The record is from the annotation of a GenBank genome assembly. NCBI's taxonomy places the organism in Eukaryota, Metazoa, Porifera, Demospongiae, Tetractinellida, Geodiidae.
AUGGCUUCGGCUUCAUCGGCCACUUGCGUCAGGAGCGCACCGUCCUGGGAGCCCGCUCUACCGGUGGCGAUGCUUGGCGCUGGCGGCGCAGCGCGCGCUGUCGUGGAUGCACUCUCUGCCCAAGGGGUUACGGAAAUCCGCGCGGCCAACCGCUCGCCGGAGCGCGUGGCGGCGCUCGCCGCAGCGGCCGGCGACACGGUUCGCCCCGUCCCAUGGGAGGACCGCGAAGCAGCGCUCGAGGACUGCGGCUUGCUCGUCAACACCACGACCCUCGGCCAGGUGGGUAAGCCUGCGCUCGAUCUCGAUCUCGGGCGGCUUCCGCCUGAAGCUGUGGUCUACGACCUCGUCUAUGCGCCGCUGGAGACCGAUUUGCUGAAGGCGGCACGGGCGCGCGGCCAUGUGGGGGUGGACGGGCUCGGCAUGUUGAUUCAUCAGGCGCGGCCCGGCUUCGCCGCCUGGUUCGGGGCCGAGGCCGAGGCCACGGCGGCGCUUCGCUCCUUCGCCGCAGACGGGCUCUGA